UGGACUUAUUCAAGAAUGAGCUGACCUAAGCCCUAUUUACACUCUCGCCUUGACCACUUUGGACAAUCUAUUGAGGUGUAUUUACGGACUAACCUUUGCGGCUGUUGCUCAAAAUUCACUGCACUCAUUGGGUAAUCACAGUGCUGAGUACAGUGUUUCCAGAUGGCCGCUGUCACUCCAAUUAGCCCGACACCUCACCGUCCGCCACAGCAAAUAGGCCUUUGUAACCUUGAGAGAAAGCGGGGAUAAUAGAGCAGCCUCAGCAGAGACGACUCGAAGCAAAGAUCAGAACAGGGUCAAUGUUUUGAGUAGACCGGAGGGAUGGGAACAUUUGGCAUGCGGCGGGUGACUUUGACAGUAACAGCCCAGGGCGCAGAACGGGGCGAGUCUCAGGGUCACCACAUACAAAAUGAUAUCCAUCUGAACAGAGAGAGAUCCACCAACCUAACGCCCACCGCGUGGCCGCAAGCCUCCGCAAUAUCUUUAGUUAUUAGCAGUGAACCUAAUGGAAUUAAAUAGCCCUGCCCUGCCCUGGUCUGGUCUGGCUUCUACUUCUGGAUGGAAUAAUUCCAACCCAUAGGACGCGAGAGUAUCUUAUUUCGAUAUACCGUGCGAUUUGCCGACAUUGCUGACUGUUUUGACCUCCACGUCGUAUUAACAAAGAGUCAACGCAAUUAAUUGUUGGGCCCAAGAUUGCCUCUCUCAAAUCACAUCACAUCACAUUGACCG
This is a messenger RNA of Fusarium redolens, 729 nucleotides long. RefSeq lists its product as uncharacterized. Lineage: Eukaryota; Fungi; Ascomycota; Sordariomycetes; Hypocreales; Nectriaceae. The record is from RefSeq and is a predicted model, not a curated record. The annotation marks the transcript as partial. The transcript has a single exon.